AUGGAAAGCAAUUUGCCAGUAAUAUCCAAGAGAGCAUGCAGCGUUGCACGCGUCGUCUUCUUCAUGCUCCGUAAAGGCUUCGCCAAAGGGAAGCUCAUGAUGGACCUCAACCUCAUGCUCAAACGCCGUGGCAAGCUCGCCGGAAAAGCCAUCGCCAACUUCAUCUCCCACCACCACCACCAUGGCAGCUCCGCCGACGAUGCUUCCCUGCAGUUCUCCACCGCACGCGAGUACGAGUUCAGCUGCAGCAACACUCCCAACUACAGCUUCUUCUCCAAACGCCAUCCCCGUCACUUGUUCGCGUGUGCUCACGCGCCACUCACGUCGGACGAUGACGCGGUGGCGGUUAAUAAUGCCCUUACCGUGGCGUUGGAGAUGCUGGAUGACAAAAAAGGCAAGGACGUGGUGGAGGCCUCCCCGGCGCUUCCCUGGUUUAGGCGGACCCGGACGGUGAGACAAGUGAGGGUGACGGACUCUCCGUUCCCGGUGCAAGACGGCAACGACGACAGGGACGAUCAGGUUAACGAGGCGGCGGAGGAGUUCAUAACGAGGUUCUACAAGGAGCUGAGGAAGCAAGAUUGA
Prosopis cineraria is the source of this 582-nucleotide messenger RNA. RefSeq lists its product as uncharacterized. The record is from RefSeq and is a predicted model, not a curated record. Lineage: Eukaryota; Viridiplantae; Streptophyta; Magnoliopsida; Fabales; Fabaceae. The transcript has a single exon. Bases 1 to 582 code for a protein of 193 amino acids.